This is a messenger RNA of Pseudocercospora fijiensis CIRAD86, 3348 nucleotides long. RefSeq lists its product as uncharacterized. The transcript has a single exon. Bases 253 to 3348 code for a protein of 1031 amino acids. The record is from RefSeq and is a predicted model, not a curated record. Lineage: Eukaryota; Fungi; Ascomycota; Dothideomycetes; Mycosphaerellales; Mycosphaerellaceae.
CGCCGUUGAAGGGGAUCGGGCCUCGGCGGAGAAGAUCUAUCAUGCACUCGACAGACGCCCGUUUCGGAGCUCCCACGACGUCGUAUCUGCAUUAUUAUUGCCCUGCUGUCUGCCGUUGCUGCCGCUGCUGCUGCUGCUGCACUGCCUGCUACAAAGGCCUACAUGUCCUCGAGCUCGACCGGUUCUCUGCUCCCGGACGACACUGGAGCCAGAUCCGCCAUGCCCUCCGCGUGAGCCGUGGUCACACACAGCAUGGACCGAGGUGUCUCUCCCUCCCCGAGCCCCUCAACCACCACCACCACCGCUCACCACGCCCGCGCCCACGCCCACGACCUUGGACGACCACGACGCGGCGUCGCAUCCUAUCGACUCUUCCCCAUUGUCGAGCCAACGCCGCCGCCCUCGCCCGCGCCCGUGACGCUGCAAAGAACCACUCUCAGCAGAGCCUCCGCCGGAUUCAGCCGUCGCCGAUCCUCAUCUUUGGACCAUGGAGCGAGGCCAUGUCUCCCUGCCUCGAGGCAGACAACACUCCCAGCGACCACCUCCCCUGCGGCUCGCAAAGGCAGCCUGCCUGACUUGCGCCCUCUUCACCCCCUUCGAGAUCGCGACCAAUAUGCCUCGCACCCUCCGGCAGGACGAGCGCUGAAAGCCGCUUCAGACGUCCGUGCCCAGGCCGAUGAAAACGCCCACACUCGUUCCAAUAGCGCACCGGGCGAAUCCUCUAAAUCAAACGCCAAAAUAAUAAUGGCCAACGACGUCGUGCAGUCCCAUGUCAACCAACACGCCGCACAACAAUCUUCCCGACGUCAACCUUCCACCCCUGUGCCACACGACAUCCGCCAGGACCAGGUUCACGCUCAGCGUCACAGGGCGAAACCGAAGCCUAAUCUUCGCAUUGCCAUUGCCAAGACUGAGAAAGACGAGAGCCCCCCACCACCACCGCCACCAUCCAAGUCACCAAGACACUGGAAGAACGACACCAAGUCGGAGAAUCUCCCCAAAAGAGACUCGCAUUCGCCUAUCUCACCUGCAACGCUACAAUCCUAUCUCGAUCUGCCUCAGACGCCGCAUAAUCCACCCAAACUCGCCCAGCAGCCGCCCCUCGUACCUCUCAGUGGAGGCGUGAAGGAUCGCGAGCUCACGGUAUCAUCGAUAUCGGCUCGUCCGCGAACUGCGUCAGAGCAAUCGCCAAAAAUGUGCGAUGCUGCCUCAACGACGCUCCAAGCCCCGGCAAGUAAAUUCAGUGCUUUCCCGACCAUCUCAAGGCCGAACACUUCAAACGGUCCUGUACCAUGUAGCAGUACGCGAACCAGUUCACUGCCACCGAAGAGAUCUUUGGUGAACCUGCAACACAACAACCUUUCGACAGUGAACAUAUCGCGACCACUGCACAGUCCUGCAUUUGUGCCUAGUGUGUUUGCAAGUGAGCCCAGACCAUCGAGCCGCAAUCAGAUGUCGAUCGAUCAUGCGCCUUCGACUCCGACGCAAGACCAGCGCCCCGCCAAUGCGAACCAGCAACAGAGCCCCUCUCCUGGAAGCAUAGCAGAAGUCAUUCGAAAGCAUGCAGCUAGUCAGCCUCAAUCAAUUGGGUCGACCUGCGGCCAGAAUGCGGCCAAAGAUAUGGGAGAACCAGAUUCGAAUCCAAGACGGUCACCGAAUGCAGCACUGGCGGCUGUCGCAGCAGCGAGAGCGAGAGUGGCCGCGCUCCAGAGCGCCGAACCAACCGCCGCUCCUUCUGCUGAAUCAGAAUCUCCAAUGAAGCGCGCUCCCAAUGCCGCUCUCGCAGCAGUUGCUGCUGCUGGAGCAACAAAUGUUGCCGCACUUCAAAUUAUCGAAUCACCACCUGCAAGCCCCCGUAUCAUGACCUAUGGAGUAUCUCCAAGCUCGGAAUCUGGCAGCAUCAGUCGCUCGCUGAUGACCGAAUUGCUGUCCCGGCAACCUUCAGCGCCGCAACAAAGCGACCCAGUUGAAACCUUGAGAAGCAUAUCAGAGCAACGGGAGGCCUUGCACGAAAAAUAUGCCAGCCUGAGGGUAGAGAGGCAGAAGGUGUCAAACAGCAUCAUCGCAAAGCUGAAGGAUCAGAAGCCUGACCUGGAGUACUGCAACAUGCUUCUGGACGAGCAACUGUCACUGGCGGCGACAAGCUCAUCUAUGGAUAUAUGCAUUGCGAAACUCAAGUCCUUGGAAUGUCGUAGGGAGGACACAAUAGCAGCACUCAUUGCACAGACAUCGCAGAAUAAGACAUCGCCUACCGACAACAUUGCGGCAAUGAUUGCAUCCAUGGCCAUUUCUCGCAAAACUUCUUUCGCACCUUCGAUGGAUUCGGGAAGCCGCUUCAUCCCGACCGGCCGUUCUACGCCUGACGUCCUUGUCGAUGGCUUCUCUGCGAAUCGAUCGACCUGCUCGAGCUUCCCGAGAACAGCGUCUUACGCCAGUGAUGCCGACAGUUACGACUACAGGCUUUCCGGAACCUCUAGAUCAGACGUUGCGGAUGUCCACUCAUCUGACAAUAGCCUCAAGAUAGGCGAAAGUCCACAAGCCAAGCGACGCACGCCGCUUCAUGAGCCCUCUGAAGCACUUGAGCAGCUGAAAGAGGAGAGUGACUCACUCAACGAGCCACCUACGGGAGUAGUUAGUCCUCUGUCGCGAGAAUCUUUCAUCGAUCAAAUGUCCCAUACGGACGGCAUAUCGCGGCCGUCCAGCUCAAAUACUUCGACAGUUGACGAGCUUUUCGAACCGCUAAAGCAAAUUCGUGUUGAUGGCGCCAAAGCUGCGAAGAUUCUUGGCAUGAUGUCUCAGGACGGACAAAGGUCUCCUCUGAUCAAAUUGCCAGAUGGCAUCGCCAAACCGAGUCCAGGACAGCAAACGGAGACCGAAGUUGAGAUCGAACUUGACUCAUAUUCCUACAAGCCAAGAGCCAGAGCUGCAGACCCGCCUACCAUGAGUCCGCUCAAAGACCUUGAUGCGCCUCUGAAAAGCCCCUUCUCAGGACAUGAUGACCUAGAUUCGCCAUCUUUGCAAGAUCUCGAUGUCCAGCUCGGGAACUUCCCUAAACCAGCUCCAUCGGUACCGCCAAAGGACAACAGCAGGAGCUUACCUCCGCCACCUUCGAUGCCACCACCUCCACCACCGAAAUACAGCAACACACACAGCGAACAGCAACAAAUGCGUAGACGCCGUCACGACUCUUCCUUGGACUUUCAGCAGCAGAAUUACAGCGUCGGAAGCAACACCAAACGACCGCUUUCACAAAAGUCUGCUCACACCAUACAGGUCUAUCUUGAUCACGAUCAGGACGACCUUCUCGAACUCUACAAAUUACGAAGUGCCGCCCUGGCUGUUUCAUAG